This is a messenger RNA of Biomphalaria glabrata, 8001 nucleotides long. Its product is annotated as carnitine O-acetyltransferase-like. NCBI's taxonomy places the organism in Eukaryota, Metazoa, Mollusca, Gastropoda, Planorbidae. The record is from RefSeq and is a predicted model, not a curated record. Gene Ontology annotation, cellular component: peroxisome. Gene Ontology annotation, molecular function: carnitine O-acetyltransferase activity. Gene Ontology annotation, biological process: carnitine metabolic process, CoA-linked. Bases 288 to 2285 code for a protein of 665 amino acids. The transcript has 15 exons.
AUCUGCAUGCUAGAAUCUAGAAGCUAGUCUAAUCACCAUGGUCUAAUGAAUUUGUAUUAAAUUUGUCACAAUUUGUGCCAUAGGUCUAAUUUUACUAACAAGAACCAAUGAUUUUUGUUUUUAACUUUCCAAUGAACUCCUAACCUUUGACAUCGGCAAUUUGACAAUACAGCCUAGAUCUGUGAUGCUAACGAUCCUUCUCUGAGGAAUUUCAACACCUUUUGAACUUUGAACCAAACAUAGACCUUUUGUCUUCAUAUAUCAACAAAGGGUGCAAAUAAACCGGCAUGAUCCGUUAUCUAAAAAGAUCCGUGCCACAGAGACUGAUGCACAAUGCUGCUUUGGGACAGUGGACAUCCUGGUCUCGAAAGGGAACAUUACUCUUGGUGGCCAGAUCUCUGUGUGUACAGGCAAACCAGGUCCAGGCAACUGGUGCUCUAAGCAGGAUGGUAGUGAAAGAGCAGUCACACUAUAUUAUCCCCAGGGGAAGGACCUUCUCUGUCCAGUACUCCCUGCCCAAGCUGCCAGUGCCUCAGCUGGAACAGACGCUGAAGAAGUACCUAGAGACAUGUAGACCUUUACUUACAGAUGACCAAUACAAGGCAACUGAACAGAUAGUCCAUGAGUUCCAGAUUACAGAAGGUCCUGUUCUUCAGAAACUCCUUGAAGAGAGAGCUGCUAAACACUUGAACUGGCUCUCCGACUGGUGGAAACAUGUGGCCUACCUUGACUGUCGAGACCCAAUUGUGGUGAAUGUGAACCCUGGCUUGGUGUUGCCGAGGCAAAGUUACAGGGGACAGAAAGAACAGCUAGCUUUUGCAGCCAAAUUCAUUUGUGGUGUUUUAGACUACAAGGUUAUGUUAGAUGAGCAAACUGUUCCUGUGGAGACUCUAGGAGGUAAACCAUUGUGUAUGGUGCAGUAUUAUCAGCUUCUGACUGCCUGCAGGAUACCUGGAAUCAAGUCCGACACACAUGUAUUUGUCAGCCCUUAUGACCCAGACAAACCAAGACAUAUAAAUGUCAUACAUAAAAAUCAUAUAUUCUCUGUGGAUGUUUACCACUUGGAUGGUGCACCCCUGAGUGAAGACGAGAUCCACCAGCAGCUGCAGGCCUGCAUAGACCAGAGUCAGACACCAGCACCACCUAUUGGCAUACUUACUUCUUUAAAUAGAACAGUUUGGGGAAAAGAGUAUGCCAGGUUGACAAAAGACAAGACAAAUUUGGCUUCACUAGAAAAUAUCCAGCGUAGUAUAUUUGCGGUGUGCCUGGACGGACCCAACCCACCGUCUGACAUCAACCCAACAGAUUGGGCAGCCUGUAUCAUGUUGCAUGGAGGAGGCUGUAAGGUUCACUCAGGGAACAGAUGGUUCGACAAAACAUUGCAGUUUAUCCUGAACGCUGAAGGCUACAUUGGUCUGAACUAUGAACAUACCACAGCUGAAGGUCCAGCCAUCAUUGGUGUCUCUGAUCAUGUCAUGAGUUACAUACAAAGAAGACAUGAUUCUUAUUCCCCAUCGACAUCUAGUCUUAAACCACCUGUGAAACUGGACUUCAACAUAGAUGAUGAAACUGAAGAAUUGAUCAACAAAGCCUGUGCAGAACUAGAUGUAGCUGUAGAGAAUUUGAUGUUCCAAAGUUUAUUUUUCAAACACUAUGGCAAAACAUUCAUCAAGUCACAGAGGCUAAGUCCUGACGCUUUUAUCCAAGUGGCCUUCCAGUUGGCUUAUUACAGACUUUACAAAGAGCCUUGUGCUACUUAUGAGACAGGCUCAUUGCGGAAAUUUCAAUUGGGACGCACAGACACUAUUAGAUCCUGCUCCUCAGCAUCACUGCAGUUCUCUAAGGCAAUGGAAGACCCCUCCGUCCCAGACAGUAAGAAGGUUGACCUCUUGAGGCAAGCAGUUGUGUCCCACAGGAAGUACACAGAUGAGACAGUAGCUGGUCAAGGUAUAGACAGACAUUUACUGGGUCUGAAACUGAUAGCGCUAGAGAAUGGUAUGAAUGUCCCUCAGUUAUUUUUAGAUCCCUCAUACAAGGAGAGCUCACAUUGGAAGUUGUCUACUAGUCAGGUGGCAUCCAAUUAUAAAGCGUUCUUGUGUUUUGGGCCUGUGGUGCUUGACGGCUACGGCAUCUGCUAUAAUCCUCAAGACGAGCAGUUCAUCUUUGCCAUCUCCUCCUACAAGAGUGACUCGUCCACCAGCUCUGAGCUUUUCUCUGACAGUUUGACCAAGUCUUUGCUAGACAUGCAAUUCUUGCUGGCAAGUCAUCCAUUGUCCAAGUUGUGACAGAAACGUAGAAGUUUAGUUAGACACUUAAGUUCUUUGACGUAUCUUGCUUUAGUUUUCCCAUAAUGAAAGCAUUAACUCAUAUAUUUUAAAACUAAAAAUAGCUGGUACUUAUUUUCAGAUGGCUACUUAGUAUUUCUUAAGUGUUUUUUCAACACUAUAACAAAUUGAAAUAUUACAUAUUCACUCAGAAAUAAAAAAAAUGUAUCCCCGCCAAUGAUAGAUAAGCAUCUAGUUACUUAAUUGGGAUGAUACGCCAUUCAAAUUUCUUUGUUAAAUCAAAGCAUUGACUUUUUUUUUUUUUUUGAAAAAGAAAGGAGGGGGGGGGGGGCAAUUUGAAUUUAAAAAAAAGAAAUGUCUUCACUUGUAUAUUUUUAUUUAUGACAUGAUCUCAUAAAUUAUUAAUUAAGUAGUUGUUUUUUUUAAUUAAUAUUAGGAAAAUAAUCAAUUAGGUAAUAUGUUGUUUUUUUUAUUUGACUGAUUUUUCUCAGAUGCAUAUGUCUGGGGCUUCAUUUCAAAUAAUGGUCCAUAGAUUAUGCAUGUAAUUGCUCUAAUUCAGUAAGCCUCUCUAUUUGUUUCUCAAUACCAUAAUGUGGGCUGUCCUCACACUUCAUCUGUUCUAUUAGCUUCAUUUUUUCCUGAACCAUAUUUUAGUUCAUUUUGAAUGUUGACACCUGCUGUUACUCUGGUCUUGUUUUACUUACUUCAUACAUUCAACAGCAGACGUCAAAGUGAAUAAGAAGUAUUAUUAAGGAAAUGCUUCUCUAAUUGCCUUAUACUGAAUAACUUAUUUUAUGUACUUUUAUGUUUUACACUGAUAAAUGAUAUUAAUUCUAUAGUAUAAUAUUUAUUUAUACAUAAAUCAUAGAUGUUUGUUGUUUUUUAAAAUUGUGUAGCGUAUGAUUUUCUCUAUAAUAAUAAUAAAUCUAAGUGUUUUUGUUGUGCCUUUUUUUUUACCAUACUUUUAUAUUAAAACUUUACUUACAUCAAUACUAUUUGAAGGUGCAGUGGCUGAGCAGUUAAGCGCUUUGCUUCUGAACUGGGGGUCACGGGUUCAAAUCCUAGUGAAAACUGGGAUUUUUUAUAUUGGGAUCUUUUGGGUGCCUCUGAGUCCAUCCAGCUCUAAUGGGGUUUAUGUGAGAUUAGUUUGGGAAAGUAAAGGCGAUUGGUCAUUCUGCUGGCCACAGAAACAGAUGACCUCUACAUCAUCUGCCCUAUAGAUCGCAAGGUCUGAAAGGGGGAACUUUACUUUUUAACUUAAUAUAAUUUAAAACUAGUGACAAAUUUCAGAAGUAAUGUAGAAAAAGAAAGACAUGAGGAUGUAAGUUUUGAAACAGAAGGAUUAUGAAUGACAUGAUUUGAUUCUUUCCCUUCAGCUUACUCAUUGCCAUUAGGAGAAACAAAAAGGUUUGAAUCAGUUUCACUUUGGGUUACAUACACUUGCACAUUUUACUGACAUUAUUACACAUCAUCAAAAGUACAGUUUCAAAAUCAACUUGUAUGACCUUUUUUUUUCUAUUAUCUUGAUUUAUGAGUUGGAAAUGUUCUAGCUAAUUGUGUGCGUAUAUCCCGGGGAAAUACUGCAUUCCUCAUUACUCUUCGGACUCGAAGACAAGCCUUAGUAUUAUCCCCAACCAAAAAUAAAAGCUACUUUUAAAUUGACUUAGAGAUACAGUUGUCUUCUACACAGUGUACAGACUUGUAUAAUUUAGAGAUACAGUUGUCUUCUACACAGUGCACAGACUUGUAUAAUAAUUACAUCUACAGUAGUAGUAAAUAAUCAUCUCCCAUUUAUUCACAUUAACAUAAAUAGCUCAACAUUAUUUUAUUCAUAGAUAGAGAGUUAUUGGUCUGCGAAUUUAUAUUAAAACAAUGCCAUGUAGUGGGGGGGAAAUAUGAGCAAUUUUUUUAGUAGAUUUAUUGGAAAUUAUAAGUAUGGUCUGUAUACUUUCUGCAAAAAAAUAGUGACUUAUUCAAUUUAGAAUAUGACUUAAGCUUUAAACCUCUUUGACAUUAAUCUUUCCAUUGGUUUAGCUGUAGAAGUGUCCAUGAAACAGUAGGGCCAGUCUAGUCAAUUUUUCUCUAUAAGCAAAAUAAUUUAGAGUAGGUAUGAAAUGGUUAUAGUUUUUUUGAUUGGUUUAAAAUUGCCAUGUUAACCUUAAUAUGUUAAGCUAUGCUAGUGAUGGUGUAGAGAUUUGAUCUUAAUUUUAGAUUCAUUUUCAUCAAUGUAAUUAAAAUCAAUUAUAUAUACUGUAAUUAUAUUAAUAUAAAUUGUUUAGUUUCAUGCUGUCAACUGUUAUAUAUAUGCAUAGAAAUAAUACUAAUACAGUAGGACUUAAGUUCAGCUUUUGUUCAUCAAAGAUGUGGUUUAUUAAACUUGUUUAAAAAUUGUGUUUUUCUUAUCUUCCAAUAGUUCUCAUGCUUAUACUAUUAAACAGUUGGCAUUGCUGCUAUAACUUGGUUCAGCAAUACUGGUUUUACCUGCACCACUUGUUAAGUUCUGUUUUGCAUUAAUAUGCUUUUUUAUGUGAACAUUUGACAUUGUGAGUCACCUUCACCUUAAAUUUUACACUUUUCUUUCAAGUACUUUGAGCAUUAUUCUUGUUUUUGGUGGCUUGAUUUUUUUAUAUUUAAUAAUUUUGAAUUUUUAUUUUACACGAUCAUAUGUUUAUAUAUACUGUAUCUAUGCAGAAAAAGAUUUUAAUUAUUAUUUUUCUCUUUAGCUAAUGUAUUAAAGUGAGAGUUGUGGAGAUAAAGUUAAAAAUUAGGCCUUUACCUAGAAAGCAGAGUUAAAUUAUUUUUUUAACUUUCAGUUUUAUAGUGACUGACUUCUACACACACACACACACAUACAUAUAUACAUAUAGAAAGCUAUAUGAUAAUAAAGUUCUAUAGUACAAAUGUGUGCAUAUAUUUCAAAUGACUGUUAGUAGUCAAUGAAUUCUCAACUUUUUUUGUGUGCAAAAAUGUAUGGUGUUUAAUUAAAAUCUAUGCUAAUAAUUGUGUGAUUUAAUACAGCAUAUGUACCUGAAAGUUAUUGUUGACUAAGUAUAGCAUUUGUACAAGAAUAAACGGUUGACUUGGUGCAGCAUAUGUAUACGAAAAAACUAGAAUUGGUACAGCAUAUGUACUAGAAAAAACUAGAAUUGGUACAGCAUAUGUACUAGAAAAAACUAGAAUUGGUACAGCAUAUGUACUAGAAAAAAAAACUGUUACUUAGUAUCUCAAAGUUAAUUUUGACUUACAACAGAAUAUUUACCAGAAUGUUAGUGUUGACUUAAUAUAGAAUAUGUACCAGAAAGUUAGUGUUGGCUUAGAACAGCAUAUGUACCAGAAAAUUGCUGUUGACUUAGUUCAGCAUAUGUACCAGAAAGUCAAUGCGCUUCUUUGAAGACACAGAAUUUAAUAGUUUAUGCUGGGUUUUGGUAAGCAAAUGUCGCCUUGUCCUACUAGUUUCAGUUGAUCAUUCUAGAAAUUGUAUUUAUAUAACAUAAUAUCUUAAUACCUCUGCAGAGUAAUGACAAUUGAUGGCAUUGAGAAAUCUAACCUUUUGGAUCCUGUGUUUAACUCCAAGCAUCAUUUUGUCUAUACAAAGCACUAAUUACAUGACUAUACAUAGUCACAGCGCACAGAAGCCUGUGAUCUAAUUGAACUUAUGGAGACUCCAUACUAUAUAUAUAUGUAUGAUGUCAUAUAAUUUUGAAGGAUGAAUUAGUAUUGAAAAAUUAGUUAGAAAUGUUUUCUUAUUCAUUUAAGCUAAUUUUCAUAUAUUUGCAUAAAAAAAAAAGAUUAUUCUGUAGGCCAUAAACUUUGUCAUGUCACUUCCACAAUAGGGCAAAUCAGCUUUUGGAAUACCAAUGCAUUUUGGUUUGAUGUCAAAUUGUGAUUUGUUUUAUUUUAGCUGUUAGUAUUUUAAAUACAAAUAAAAAGAAUAUUAUUUAUAACCUCAUAAAAAAUGUGAUGUGCUUAUGCAAACGUAUUCCCUUAUUAUGCAAUUGAUUAUUUAAUGUGAAUGUAUGAUGCAAUACUUGUGAUUUUGUGAUCAUGUAUAUCUCUUCUACACAUUGUAUGCACAUUUAGUAGUUAUAAAUCCACACUUUAGAUGGUUGGUGUUGUUCCUAUUAGUUCUCAGGGCUACAUUUUUUUUUCACAUCACUUGUCACUAGCCUUAAUUUGGAAAUGCUGCGUGGAAAACCUCUGCUGCCUUGCUGCUAAACCAAACAUGGGAAGGGCUUCGGGAGUCAACCCUUAAGAAGUUUGCAGCAUACUGUGCCACACCCUUGUUGACCACAAACUUAUCAGCACCUGCUAUUCCUUUGGAUAGAUCAGAUAUGUGGAGAUGGAGGAAUGUCAUUGUGGGUUACAUUGCUAUAGCUAAUGCCAUGUGACUGAAGGAGGCCACAUAAUGCCUGAACCCAAGACUUUCCUUAUGUCCAAAUUAGAGUCCCUCCACAUUAGUGUAGGACAAUAAAUACAGUCUCCAUUACCUGGCAACUUCCUUGACAGUCUGUGUUCAGAUUUCAGAACCCUACAAAUACUUUUUCAGUUUUACAUUAAAAUAAAUAUUUCUAUCUUUUAACAUUGUUAAUGUGGAUGAGUAUCACAUGUUAAUCAAUGCCUGUUUACCCCUGGUAGUUAAUUAGGCUAUUUUUUACUUAUCAGAAUGGGAAUAAAAGUACAUUAUCCUGCUCUGCUUCAACUUAUUCAUGCAAAUUAGCUCACACCUACUUUAUUUCAUUAAAUUACCGUGAGAGAAUGAGGCACUUUACACAAUUGUUUAUUGUAACCAACCAUACAUGAAUCAAUAUAUAUAGUUUGGCAAUACUUAUUUUAAGGAACAUUUUCAAAAAUUUUUUGUGAAUGUUUUUUUUUUCCCCAAUUUCUGGACAUUUGCUGUCAUCAUUUUAUGGACCGUUGCUGUCACCUUUUUCUGGACCUUUGCUGUCACCUUUUUCUGGACCUUUGCUGUCAUCAUUUUAUUGGACCUCUGCUGUCAUCAUUUUCUGGACCCUUUGCUGUCACCAUUUUAUAGAUCUUCGCUGCAGCCUACUCCGCGAGCAUACUGAAAAUCCUGGAACAUGACUUUGAUAAAAACGUUUUUUUUUUUAUUUUUUUUUUUUUUUUUUUUUUAAUGAAAUUUUCCUUGUGUUAUUAUUAAUUUAGAAUGAUGUUUUGUGUGUUUUCUUUGAAAAAAAAAAAAAAAAAAAAAGUAACCAAUCAGUCAAUCAAUUACUGGUAUCAGUAAUGAAAUAUUUGUUUGAUAUUGAAAGUGGAAAUAAAUCAUACAGUAUUGAGUUGUAAGAAUGUAAAUGUGCAGUUAUUCCCCUUAGAUAAGCUUUUGUUUUUUUUUUAAUUGUUUUAUUUUGUUUGUUUUCUUGUCUAGUUUACCAAGCUGUGCUUGGGUGUGCUUGUUCUUUCUGAAUUUUGUGUAUUUAUAAUUUAUAUUUUUUUAGAGAUUAUGUUAAAUUUUUUCAUCACCAUAAUAUUUCAUGUAAAAUUCUGUUUUCAUUAUGUCUAGAAUCAUAAAACAUUGUGAUCUUACUGUAGCCUUAUGUUUUCUAUUUGGAUUUCUCUUUCAGUUGUACUGAUUUUAUUUCUACUCAGAUUUUAUUAUGUCAAAUUAUCGCUGAAAUAAAAAAGUUAUUCUGUGCCUGGAGAUAUAUUCUGAUAAUGUUGAACUAAGCAGCUUGUCACAUUAAAAGUAAGAUUAAUAGGU